Molecule: messenger RNA, 1479 nt
Organism: Aureobasidium uvarum
Lineage: Eukaryota; Fungi; Ascomycota; Dothideomycetes; Dothideales; Saccotheciaceae
Source: the annotation of a GenBank genome assembly
AUGGCCGCUCCGGACUACUUUGCCCGCAAGCCAUCAUACAACCGCUCUCGCUCUGGCCUGGCUGUCCCUGGAGUCACUACCCCGGCUUCACCGCACACGCCGCUCUUGACCCGCUCUCUCUCCUCUCAACUUGGUUCGCCCGGAACUUCGUAUCGCGCCGAGGAAGACACCCUCGUCUACGAGCUUGGUUCGAGAUCCUUCCGUGCAGGAUUCGCUGGCGACUCUGCUCCAAGAUGCAUCAUCCCCUUUGGCCCUGAUCAAAUGCGCCGUUUGAACGACUUUAUCACACCCACAACCUCGCCCUCCCAGAAUGGCUGGGCGAAAGACUGGGAGUUGUGGGACUUGGAUGUUCGCAACAUGAACCUCGGUCUAAUUGAGGACAAGAUCGAACGUGCCAUACGAGGUGCCCAUACCAACUACCUCAUGCUGGAUCAACGGCCUCGCAAAGUCUNNUUUCUUGUUCUGCCCUCCGCCUUGCCUCAUCCACUCGUCUCUCUCACCUUGAAUGUCGUUUUCAAUGCCUUCCAACCCGCGACUGUUCAAUUAUGGACACCACCUGUCCUCUGCGCCGUCUCCGCUGGUCUUCGCUCCGCCUUGGUCAUCGACAUUGGUUGGCACGAAACAACUGUUACCGCUCUGUAUGAGUAUCGCGAGGUCUUCCACAGGACAUCAAUCCGAGCCGGGAAACUACUUACUCAAAGUAUGGCCGACACCUUGCGUAAACGCGCCCCUUCUUCCGCUCNNUCUCUCCCCUUCGACACCGCCGAAGAUAUAGUCAUGCGCAUGGCCUGGUGUCGCAACUCGCGUGAUCAACACUUCGCCGACAGUGUCACUCUUCCACUUGAGUCUUUAUCAUUACAAAUCCCAUUCGAGACCCUAGCCGACCCAGUAGAAGAAACUUUCUUCUCCACGUCUGUUUCACUCGAGCAAAUUGAUGACCACGAUCUGCCUCUGCAUCUUCUGGCAUACAAAUGCUUGCUAUCCCUCCCACUAGAUGUACGUGCAAUCUGCGCUUCACGCAUCCUCAUCACUGGUGGUGUAAGCGACAUACCAGGCCUGGNNAAACCCCGUCUGUUGCGAGAGAUAGAAAACAUUGUCAACACCAAGGGGUGGGACCCAGUCAUGAACUAUGGCUCGGCUGCGGAAAAGAGGCAGCUCUCAUCACAGCAACAAACGAUAGCUUUGCCGACCAGGAUCAAGCCACCUGAUGUCACUGACGAUAAGCAUGUUGCCUCUCAACCGGAUGAGCAACCAUCGGCUCGCCACGUGCCGCAAGAACGCGAUGAGGUCGCCGAAAAGCUACAGCGUGAAGCGCUGAAGCGCGGUAUCACCAUACAAGGUGAGGUGCGUGGCGUGGAGACUUUAGGUGCUUGGGCAGGAGCUUCACUGGUUGCAAGUCUUAAAGUGGAUGCUGCAUUUGAGGUGAAGAGGGAAGACUUCUUCAAGAAUGGCCUGAGUUCAUUGGGUCACACGUUUUAG